Messenger RNA from Budorcas taxicolor (takin), 1485 nucleotides. RefSeq names its product cytochrome P450 2G1. Lineage: Eukaryota; Metazoa; Chordata; Mammalia; Artiodactyla; Bovidae. The record is from RefSeq and is a predicted model, not a curated record. Gene Ontology annotation, biological process: xenobiotic metabolic process. Gene Ontology annotation, cellular component: cytoplasm; intracellular membrane-bounded organelle. The transcript is spliced from 9 exons. Bases 1 to 1485 code for a protein of 494 amino acids. Gene Ontology annotation, molecular function: oxidoreductase activity, acting on paired donors, with incorporation or reduction of molecular oxygen, reduced flavin or flavoprotein as one donor, and incorporation of one atom of oxygen; iron ion binding; heme binding.
AUGGAGCUGGGAGGGGCCUUCACCAUGUUUCUAGCACUCUGUUUGUCUUGUCUGCUCAUCCUCAUCGCCUGGAAACGGAUGAGCAAAGGGGGAAAGCUGCCGCCUGGUCCCACACCGAUACCUUUCCUGGGGAACGUGUUGCAAGUUCGUACUGAUGCUACUUUUCAAUCUUUCAUGAAGCUCAAGGAGAAAUACGGUCCAGUCUUCACUGUGUACAUGGGGCCCCGGCCAGUGGUUGUUUUAUGUGGACAUGAAGCAGUGAAGGAGGCCCUAGUAGACCGAGCAGAUGAGUUCAGUGGCCGCGGAGAACUGGCUUCAAUAGAGCGAAACUUCCAAGGUCAUGGUGUAGCUCUGGCUAACGGAGAACGAUGGAGGAUUCUCCGACGCUUCUCCCUGACCAUUCUUCGGGACUUCGGGAUGGGAAAGAGGAGCAUUGAGGAGCGGAUCCAGGAGGAGGCCGGCUUCCUACUAGUGGAAUUACGCAAGACCAAAGGAGCUCGCAUCGAACCUACUUUCUUCCUGAGCCGCACUGUCUCCAACGUCAUCAGUUCCGUCGUCUUUGGAAGCCGCUUUGACUAUGAGGACAAGCAGUUCCUGAAGUUGCUGCAAAUGAUCAACCAGAGUUUCAUAGAAAUGAGCACAUCCUGGGCCCAGUUAUAUGACAUGUAUUCUGGAAUCAUGCAAUAUUUGCCAGGAAGACACAAUCGCAUCUACUACUUGAUAGAGGAGCUCAAGGACUUCAUUGCCUCCAGGGUCAAGAUCAACGAAGCAUCACUUGACCCCCAGAACCCUCGGGACUUCAUUGAUUGCUUCCUCAUCAAGAUGCACCAGGAUAAAAACAACCCCCACACAGAAUUCAACCUCAAGAAUUUGGUCCUGACAACCCUCAACCUCUUUUUUGCUGGCACUGAGACAGUGAGCUCUACACUCCGCUAUGGAUUGCUGCUCAUGAUGAAGCAUCCUGAGGUGGAAGCCAAGAUCCACGAAGAGAUUGACCAGGUGAUUGGACCACACCGGAUCCCAAGUGUCGAUGACCGGGCCAAGAUGCCCUACACAGAUGCUGUGAUCCAUGAGAUCCAGAGACUCACAGAUAUCGUGCCCAUGGGCGUCCCCCAUAAUGUCAUCCGGGACACUCAUUUCCGAGGCUACCUUCUGCCCAAGGGCACCGAUGUCUUUCCUCUUCUUGGCUCCGUCCUCAAAGACCCCAAGUACUUCCGCUACCCAGAUGCCUUCUAUCCACAACACUUCCUGGACGAGCAGGGCCACUUCAAGAAGAAUGAAGCCUUUGUGCCUUUUUCCUCUGGAAAGCGCAUCUGCCUGGGCGAGGCCAUGGCCCGCAUGGAACUCUUCCUCUACUUCACCUCGAUCCUUCAGAACUUCUCCCUACGUUCUCUGGUGCCACCUGCUGACAUCGACAUCACGCCCAAGGUCUCAGGCUUUGGCAACAUCCCUCCGACCUACGAGCUCUGCUUCCUGGUCCGCUGA